UUUCUUCCUCUCACUCCAGCAUCUUUGGACAGCAACCUCCUCCCCCCUCACAGUCUGACUGGUACAGACAGUCUCUUGUUAUAAGACAUGCAGCUGCUCCUUUCUGCACUCUUUCCCUGGGGAUACCCACUUGUCACAGACUGAGGAUCAGAGUGGUCCUUACAAGCCCUGAGAGUGCCCACAGCAAAACAAAGAAUGGAUUUGUGCUGCAGAAUCACACUGCAGAACUGCUGGAUGGGAGCAUAGUGGGAUGUGAAGAAGGAGUAGGAGCACAAGGAAGGGGAAAGGAGGGCGAGAAAUGGUGAUGCAAAGAGAAACAGGUGUAUCAUUUACUUUCCCUCGAAGACACGGGUCACCCACUUGUUCCGCCGCUCUUGCUCCACGUGGGCAGGCUUUGGCUCUGGGCUGGGCCUCCUCUCCUCCUUGGCAGGACUGUACCUUGGUUUCUUUCCCUCCUUGUAUAAAUCAUGGAUAACAAGGCAUACAAAGUGGAAGGCACAUGGCCCCCACCACAAUGCAAACACACCCUGGAGCGUGAGAAGAAGAAAGCUAAGCUUCCCCCAGGGACGGUAUCUGUGGCUACAGGGAAAAGUGGGCCGCCUGUUACAGUCAUUGAAAUUUCCCCUGAGACAACCGAGGUCAAUGAUUAUUACUUGUGGUCCAUCUUCAACUUUGUCUACCUGAACUUCUGCUGCCUGGGCUUCAUUGCACUGGCCUACUCUUUGAAGGUCAGGGAUAAAAAGUUGUUGAAUGACCUCAGUGGAGCUGUGGAAGAUGCAAAAACAGCGCGACUCUUUAAUAUAACAAGCUCAGCGCUGGCAACACUCACCAUCAUUAUUGUGCUGUUGUACCUGCGCUCCCCACCGGCUCACUAUUAAGAACAUGUUUCUCUGUAUACAAACUGUGAGUGGUACCCAUCUUAGGGUCAGAGAUAGCUCUUCAUCUUAUACUGAGACAGUGAGCUCUGUAUAGUUAGAUGUAGUUGUGAGUCUCCGUUAUCUUCCUUACCCUUUAAAACUCCACCAACAAAUUUGUCCGAACGUCACUGUGAUGUCAUCAUGCCUCGCCGAAAGGCAGCCUCCAGUUGGCUGAUGGCAGCUAAUAUGCAAAACAUCAGCAGGCGACUUAACCACCUCAGCACUACAGGGGGAGGUGGAUCUACAGUAUGUGUGAGAUCGCACUGCUUUCUUGGUCCCUUCCCUCUUGUGCCUCUUCAAAAAUGACCAAGCCUGUGAAUUUAGAGUCACCCCUUUUGGGCAACUGAUCACAUCCCAUCAAAUAAAGAACUAAUGUUUUAUUAAA
This is a messenger RNA of Pseudophryne corroboree (corroboree frog), 1302 nucleotides long. RefSeq names its product interferon-induced transmembrane protein 10-like. Gene Ontology annotation, cellular component: plasma membrane. Lineage: Eukaryota; Metazoa; Chordata; Amphibia; Anura; Myobatrachidae. The transcript has 4 exons. Bases 468 to 878 code for a protein of 136 amino acids. The record is from RefSeq and is a predicted model, not a curated record.